Messenger RNA from Volvox carteri f. nagariensis, 1500 nucleotides. It is a transcript of the gene vmp14, whose product is annotated as metalloproteinase, extracellular matrix glycoprotein VMP14. The annotation marks the transcript as partial. NCBI's taxonomy places the organism in Eukaryota, Viridiplantae, Chlorophyta, Chlorophyceae, Chlamydomonadales, Volvocaceae. The transcript has 4 exons. The record is from RefSeq and is a predicted model, not a curated record.
AUGGGGACUCCGCCUAGCUCCGAAGACGUUCCUCCAGGAGGUGGUGCCCCCGAGGGCCUCUCUAAUGCCCCUGAUGUUGCAGCAUCCGCGACAGUGGAUGUGUCAGGCGAGCUCAUGCUCGUAGACACCCAUUUGGAGGCUCAGUGGAUCAUCCGCCAGUAUGACGGCACCUUGACACCUGUUGCAUUGGGCUACACGCCCCCCAAGACGGAUGACUUGGGAAAACCCGUGCUAUCGGGGGCACUGGUGACUAUCGUGAGUUGCAGCUAUUCGCACUUCCAUUAUAAUGUGCAGUGCUCGUGCUACAUUGACGACCUUGGCAUUUGCAAUCCAGCUCCGGGUGAUAACACCGUAGUCCUGCUGGGGAAAACCCUGCUCCUACCGGAUAUCAAGACAAUUCACCAACGUCUGUUAGUGAUCAUCCUAGACUAUUCCAUCUGCGGGUCUCCAGCCACAAUGAACCAGACCGCUGCACGCAUGGUUUUCCUUGGGCCCAAAGGCGACGGCAGCGGAGGCAUUGCCGAAAAGUACACGCAGUGUUCACAUGGCAAGUUCAAUUUGAACACCACGGCCUUUAAGGUGAUCACCGUGAGGAGCAACUGCACGGAUGCUAUCGUGAAAAAAUGCGCAUACUGGACGAUGGGUUCCGAUGGUGAAACAGGAGCACGGUUGUUGCUAGGAGGCAAAGCGUUUGCAGAAUUUACCCAUUUCGCGUACAUCAUCCCUCCGGGAGUAGGACGAGUAUGCACCUGGAAUGGGCUCGCGUCUCUGCCGGGGAAGCAGAUCUGGCUGCAGAGCUGGAGCUACGGUGUGCAGCGCUGGGCGACGGUCAUGCAGGAGGCCCUCCACAACUAUGGUCUAGGGCACUCGUGGCAGGAUGGCAGGGAGUCGGAAGACUUUUCCACGGUAAUGGGCCGUGGAGAUGCCUGCCCCAAUGCCGCUGAGUUGGCAUACCUUGGCUGGGCCACACCCGCGCCAGGCGGCGACCGUAUCGACUCCAAAGCGUUGCCAGUAGGCACAUCUCGGACCUUCAAUAUGCCCGCCACGUACCUGUCUCCUAACGGGAGCUAUCUCCGAGUUGUCCCGGACUGGCUGCCGACAUACGGCAACCCUUCUGCAGCACGAAACCUGUACAUGGCUGUACGAGUUCGAAAAGGCGGGGAUACCUUGCUAGGGUCCUUAUAUGCGAAUAAAGUAAACAUCCAUGAAGUCAACGCGACAAUGGACAAUAAUUUGGAUACCUAUAUCUACCAGGAUCGCAAAAUUUCCUUCGUCUCUGCCACGCCGCCCAAGAGUAUGAUGAAUUUGACCACAUACAACCUCGUCAUAUAUGCGGGGUCCUGGGUCGAUACGGACGUCCUAAGGGUGCACCUCUGUCGCUAUCAGGCCUCCCCAAUCGAAUGCCCCACUUUGAGGGCACUUGAGAAGCGGCCGAUGCCAGCACCGAGCCCGUCUCCCCGAGGUGGUCCCAGGCCGCCAGGGCCUCGUGCUAUCACCAAC